Molecule: messenger RNA, 2656 nt
Organism: Phycomyces blakesleeanus NRRL 1555(-)
Lineage: Eukaryota; Fungi; Mucoromycota; Mucoromycetes; Mucorales; Phycomycetaceae
Exons: 4
Coding region: 1-2619 (872 amino acids)
Source: RefSeq, a predicted model, not a curated record
AUGGCGACACCUCCCAGUGUUUCUCGUCCUUCUAAACUUCUCGAUGCAACGCAACAAAAAAAGCGUCUUCCACCACUUGUCAUCGCGCCCUCAAAAAGCACAUCCUAUCAAGCCCGGCGUCGUCCAAGUAUGGCACCCACUCCAACACGCACACCGAGCAUGACAACCAGCAGACGACGCAAUCCCGCUGGUGUACAUCACAAACCACCCUCUGAUAUCAAGCUCCUGCCAAGACUGGAAGAAGAGAAUGCCAACCUCCCAUUCCAGGACUCAGUUGAGUUUAUCUUGGCUCAAAUCGAACGACAGAACGCAAUGUUAGAUGAAGACCCGAAAUCAGUUUGCAUCCAAUCCAAUGAACUCAAAGCUCAUCUGUCAACCCUUCAAAACCUAACUACUACAACAACCCUAGAUACCGAGAAAGAUGAUAUUGACUGGGAAUUCUGGUCUUUUAUGACUGAAGAUUUUGGAGGGGUGGCGUUGAAGCUGCCUCACUUAGUGUCAGCCAAACUCAGAGCGGGGAUCCCCGACAAAGUGCGGGGCGUGAUCUGGCAGGCUAUGAGCCAGUCGGCGUCCCUGAACCUCGAGACAAUGUAUGGCCAGCUCCUUGCAGAGAACUCUCCGUAUGAACGAAUUAUCCAAAGAGAUCUUGCACGUACCUUCCCUCACGUCGAAAUGUUUAAGCAAGAGGGCGGAGACGGCCAACAAGCUCUGGAAAGAAUUCUCAAGGCAUAUAGUCUGUAUGACUCUAUGGUCGGUUACUGUCAAGGACUUGCAUUUCUUGUCGGACCUCUUUUGAUGAAUAUGCAAGAGCAACAAUCAUUUUGCGUAUUUGUCAGGCAAGUAUAUUUGGGUCAACUCAUGGAAACGUAUGAAAUGAGAUCUAUGUUCACACUCAACAUGGAAGGUCUUCAACUACGACUAUACCAGUUCUCCAGUCUGCUGGCUCAGAUCUUGCCAGAACUGUCUGAUCAUUUAGCUUUUCACACCGUCAAUGCUCCAAUGUACGCUUCCCAGUGGUUUCUCACACUGUUUGCCUAUGCAUUCCCAAUCGACCUAGUAUUCAGAAUAUAUGAUAUUGUAUUCGCAGAAGGUGCUGCAGAAACAAUUAUGCGCGUUGCCAUUGCCAUGAUGAAACGCUCUGAAGAUACCCUCAUGGAAAUGACCGAAUUCGAAGAUAUCCUUGACUACGUUACCACUAAAUUAUACAAUAUCUACAAUGAUGACCCCGGUAUGGUUAUUACCGACGCCAUUGCUCUCAGUGGCCUUAUCACACGCGAAAAAAUCGACCAUUUAGCCGAACUAUACGUCCGUGAACAAGAAGAAGAAAAGAAACAGACAGAACAAGUACUAGCAGUCCGCUUCAAUUUCUGGUCAAAGCAGCCUGCCUCCCCUACUCCAAAAGCCAAAAAGCGAGAAUCUUCAGGAUGGCUCAACAAACGCACUUCAUCGUCCUCCUCUGGUGGAGACGAAGAAGAAAAACUCAAACCCACUGUACCUCACCAAGAUAUAGCCAAACUUCAUCAGCAGACCGAAGAUCUCUUGUUGGCUCUCUCUCAACUUCAAACUGACCAUCUCCAAGUCAAACAAGAGCUUAUGCAAGUUCGUAUGGACAAAAUGGACAUUGAAGCCGAACGAGACAGUUUACUCACAACAGUCCAAGAAAUGCCUCGCCAUGCACCUGUGGCUCCUAAACGUAGCCAGCAUGGACUUCAAAAAGACUUGAAUGCAGCACGACAUGAAAACGUCGAAAUUCAACAGGCAUUGAUUUUGGUUCGCCAAGAUAAGGCUGAAUUGAUUGAACAAGUGGAAGAAUUGCGUCAUGAGAAUGAAAUGGCCAAGGAUGCUCAGACACAAUUGAUUGAAAAGUUGAUGGACUAUCAGCAAAAACUAGAUGCUCUUGAAGAUGUUCAGGAAAUUAACGAACGAUUGAAACAACGUCUUGAAGAUGCUAAUAAGGUUGCCCAAGAGCUACAAAGCGAGAAAAUUCGACUAUUGAAUGAUCUCGAACAGGCUCGCCAGAAAGGCAAUCGGCAUGCAGAGUCUGAAGGUGGCAGGCGUAGACCUGUAUCAAUGUCGAUGUCUGUAUCUCCCUAUAUGGAUCAAUCUUCAGCUGCUCUUCGCCCGAUUAUACGUCCCGCUCUUCCACGCACUAAAAGCAAUCAACGAUUGGAAGUUGUUCCUACUACUAAUCCUAAUAUUCCAUCUAUUAUUUCUGUAUCCACUACAGCAGGCGAAGGCCGAUGUAGAGAAUUAGAGCAGAUGUUAGCAGAGGCUAAACUUCGAAUUGUGGAGUUGGAAACAGCGCCCAGUAGGAAUGCUACUGGAUUGACACAGCCAAGUGUAUUGCGUAGGAAUAGGACACAGACAGUUCCUAGUGUGCCAUCACCACUUGCAGCACGCCCUGGGAAGGCACGAAGUGUGACGUCAAACAGUGGACCAUCAUCGCCUGUGGAUCCGAAUCCCCGGCGAAGUUGUGACCAAAUAAGUCAGCACCAUCGCCCGAACGCGGCCACUGCAUCCGGAACGCUUUCUAAGCGAGCGAGUUUCUAUGGACGGUUCUGGUCAGCUAUCGGGCAGCAAGACACACCACCUGUCAGUCCGGUCCACGAUGCUGCAUAAUGAUUAACGAUAUUAAAUAAACACAUAUUUGUUUCUU